Symbiodinium natans is the source of this 2025-nucleotide messenger RNA. Lineage: Eukaryota; Dinophyceae; Suessiales; Symbiodiniaceae. The record is from the annotation of a GenBank genome assembly.
AUGGACGGCCAAAAGCCUGUCACAAAGGUCGUUUCGCUUCUUGAGACGAUGACGCAGAAGCUGGAGGAGGAACAAAAGGCAGACGAGGAACUGAAGGAAAAGUUCGAAUGCUGGUGCAAGCAGAACAACGAUGAUAAAUCUGCGGCAGUUGCAGCUGCUCAGGAGAAGCUGACAAGUUUGAAUGCUCUCGUCGAGGAGCUGGGGCCCAAGAUCGAUCAACUUGGAACGCAAAUCCGUACAUCCAACGUCGAGCUCAACAAAAACAAAGCGACUGUGGAUAAAGCCAACGCAAUCCGAAAACAACAGGUGGAAGCCUUCAAGGAGGAUGAAGCAGCGUUGCUCGCCUCAAUCGACCAGGCUUCGAAGGCCAUCACAGCCUUAAACAGCAGUGCAUCGGACGAGAUGAAGCAGGCCUACGCGGCCAAUGCUGGAACUGCACUGCUGCAAAUGUCGCCUAGCGAAAUGAAAGCCUUGGCGCACGGUCUGCAACAGGUGAUCGAGAAUCGUGGUGCACUUUUGUACAGCAAGCUCUCCCGUGCCGACAGGGUCACCUUAGACGAUUUUCUGAAAGAUCCUUCCAAGCUCGUGAAGGGCAAUGCCUUCCUGCAGCGAGAAGAUCCGACCAGCACGUCCAGUUCGAUUGUCGGCAUUCUCCAGACUAUGCUGGAUGACUUCAAUGAAGAUUUGCAGAAAGAGGUGUCCGAAGAAAGCCAGAACGACAAGUCCUUCAAGGCACUCAUUGCGGCCAAGACUGACGAAAAGAAGGUGUUGGAGGAGCAGAUCGUUGCCAAGACGCAGGAGAAGUCCGAUGCUGAAACCACCCUGGAGGCGUCGAAGCAAGACAUCAAGGCGACGACCAAGUCCAUCGCAGCGGACGUGAAGUUUCAGGCUGCUGUGGAGAAUCGAUGCACAACGAGCGAUGACAAGUUCAAAGAACGCAUGCAGAGUCGAAUGCAAGAGAUGACGGCUGUGUCCAAGACCAUCCAGGUCCUGCGCAGUGAAGAGUCACGUGACUUGUUUGGGAAGACAGUCUCGCUUUUGCAGCAGUCGGCACAUGCUGAGCGGGCAGAGCGAGCUGCCAGCAAAGCCAGCGCAUUCCUGAUGGAGCAGGGCCGCCGGCUUGGUGUUCAGCGCCUGGUCACCUUGGGGCUCCGGGGCAGGAUCGAUGCCUUCACAAAGGUCAAGGCGUCCAUUGAGGAGAUGAUUGUGGCGUUGAAGAAAGAGCAGGAAGACGAGCUCAAGCACAAAGAGAUGUGUGUGGAUGACUUGAACCAGAACAAGAUCAACACCGAGGACAAGCAGGGUGUGAAGAGCCGAGCUGAGGACAAGAUCGAUGCCUUGAAGAAGAAGGUGAGCGAUUGUGAGGCACAGAUCGAGAGCUUGAACUCAGAGAUUUCCGAGAUGCAGAAGCAAGUGCAACUUGCCAGCCAGUCCCGACAGAAGGAGAACGUCAAGUUUCAAACCGAGGCAGAUGACCAGAGACAGACGCAGGUUGUUCUGAAGAAGGCGGUCAAGUUCCUCGGCGACUUCUACCGCAACUCAGCCGAGAGGGCUUCCUUGGCCCAGAUUCGAGCUCACAGGGCCCAUGAGGAGCAGCCAGAGGAUCUUGGCAGCCCUGAAGGCUUCGAGGAUUACAAGAAGAACGCUGGGGGUGCUGGUGCAAUCGCGCUGAUUGAGACCAUCAUCGCAGACUCCGCAAAGUUGGAGGCGGAAGCUGUUUCAGCUGAGCAGGAUGCGCAAACAUCGUACGAGAAGUUCGUGGCCGAAACCGGCGAGAAUAUUAAGGCAAAGACGGCAGAAGUUGACAACAAAACAAAGGAGAAGGCAGAUGCAAAGAAUGAUAAGGCCGAGGAGGAGGCCACAAAACAAGCAGCGGUCGAAGAGCUUGAGGAGUUGUCUGAAAGCAAGGCAAGCCUUCAUAAAGAGUGCGACUUCUUCAUUUCCAACUUUGAGGUCCGUCAGACGGCAAGAUCAGAAGAAAUGGAAGCCCUGGGCAAGGCCAAGGGCAUAUUGUCUGGUGAAUGA